GUCCAAGGCACGCUAUUUCCAGCUAGGGAGGGAGCCUCGAUCGCACGAGAACUCCCUAACCCGACUGCUGACGAACUAUGGGAUGAAUGGGAGCUGAGUCGCUUCUAUCCAUUGACACGAGACGACAUCGUCCGGAUGGGUAAAGACCCAUCUACCGUGCCCAAGCUCGAGAAUUCCGAUUGGGGACUGGGCGACGACGCUUAUGUCGGCGCGUUCGAUGUGUACCACCAAAUCCAUUGUCUGAACACUUUACGCCAUAAUGCCUAUCGAGACUAUUAUCAUCUGAAAACCCGUAACCAUUCCGUCAUAGGCCUCCCCGAAAUACAUAUCAAUCACUGCGUUGAUAUACUCUUGCAGGCAUUGCAGUGCAGUGGUAACGUAAAUUUGAUGACCUAUCACUGGGUCGCGGGGCAAGAAUAUCCUCAACCUGAGUCUAUCAACCGGCAAUGCACCAACUUUGAGAAACUUACACAAUUCCGAAAAGAAAACGGGCUCGAUCUGGAGAAGUACAUCCAAAUAAUGAGAAAGUCGUUACAUCCGGGCGUGAAGGAACGGCAUCAAAGUGAUGCUUAUUAUUAUUGGUAUAAUGAAACCAAUCCCAACCACGUAAACGGGGCGAAUCCGGGUGAAGACUUCAACAUGUAGGCAAACAUGUAAC
Molecule: messenger RNA, 658 nt
Organism: Annulohypoxylon maeteangense
Lineage: Eukaryota; Fungi; Ascomycota; Sordariomycetes; Xylariales; Hypoxylaceae
Exons: 2
Coding region: 136-645 (169 amino acids)
Biological process (GO): mycotoxin biosynthetic process
Source: RefSeq, a predicted model, not a curated record